CACAGGCCUCUGUUUGCAUUUUCAAGGCUGUGGUCUUGCUACUCUCCAAAUACGCUGCUGUCCAGUGCUGCAAGCUCGCCGUGCUGGUGGGCAUUCACCUACACAAAAAGUUUUCACCGCAACUCUCUUUAACCUGUUCAGUUAAGCAAUAACAAUGACUUCCAACUCGUUUUCUGGCUCGUUGUUCGGCGCGACUGCUGGUCCUACGGGCUCAACAGCGCCGCAACCGUCAGCAAGCAUAUUCUCAUCUUACAACCCGACCGCAUCUUCUGGAUUUUCCACGAUAGGACCUUCAAACCAGCCGCAAGACAUCAGCCAAGGCUUCCAACAAUCUUUGUCGCAGUCGUCUCAAAACACACAGCCUGCCUAUUUUAAGGGCUUGCUUGAAAGAGGGAAAAAACGAUCAUUCGCUGCUUCAGCUUCGCAUGACACCAGUUUCGGAGACCUGCCAAGCCUUCAAUUAGGGCUCGAUGAUAUUCGCAGAAAAGCCAGGGAGCUCGGUGCGUCCGACUCCAAACAACCCCAGAGUGGAGGCAGGGAUCAUAAAGCACAUUACCUACUUGCAGCCUCUGGGAUAUCCCCGGGACACGCUCUACGCGACUUGCGAGCUCUCGAUUCUCAGAGUUCAACGUCCGCUUCUCUAAAACAAAUGGAUAGUUUUGAUCCCGAUAAUGAAAAGUUCAUGAGAUCUAUACAGCAGCGUGGGCGACAGGCCAUGGUUGCAGAGAGUCUCGCCCGCGUCAAUCGUGAUUUCGAUGCAUUUCUAGAGGAGAAAGUCAACAUGAACUGGGAUGACCAACGCCGUAGGAUUUUCCAUCAUUUCGGUCUUUCAUCUAAAGACGACAUGGGUGGUGACCAGCCAAAUCGGAGCUCCUUUGGCCGUGGGUCUACACAAGUCAGGCCUACGGGACCAUCAGGUACUCGAAGUGUCUUUGGGCGCUCUGCUCUCGAAAAAUCCGUGAUUGGUUUACCAGGAAAUCCAAUUGCUAGCUCCCAGUUAUUUGCCGACCCUAAUGACCGCGGGGACCCAUCAUCACAGAGUCCGGACAACCGGUUUCUACGGGAAAAGAUGGGUAUUUUUGGCGAGAAAGUACGACGUCUCAACGAAGCCCGGCUUGAAGAUCGGCCGUAUUCAGUUCUUCAUGAAUUUGCAGAAGUUGAAAACCAUGCUGGUGGCGAUGUACCACGACAACUGGCAGACGCAUAUCGCGCUUUGAUAUCAAUUACCCAAGAAGCAAACAAUGUCACCAGUUUCGCUGACCCCGGUGCUUUGAAGGAAAGGCGAUUUGCUAGUGAUUAUCUGAAUGAGACCUCCACUUCCAAAGGUGCAACGGCCCUGAGAAAGAGAAUAGUCGAAGGUUCGAGACAAUUUUUAGAAGCGUCAUUUUAUUCGGAAGUCGAAGCCGCAAUAGCCAAAAACCCACGGGAAGCCCAACUCGGUGGAAUCCCUUCAACUAUCAAUAGGAUACGUGGAUACAUUCGUCUACGUGCUGCCAGGAAAGACCUCGCCGCAGAUGGAACAGAGCUGCAGAUUGUUGGUGACGACUAUUGUUGGAUAUUGAUUUUUUUCCUUCUACGCUGCGGAUUUGUGAACGAAGCUGCGGAAUAUGUCAGUGCGGAUCCAGGUUUCCGAUCACUCGACCACAAAUUUGUGACCUACAUGACAACAUAUGCCCAAAAUAGGAGAUUACCAAGAGAUUUGCAGCAAAAGAUCAACGGGGAGUAUCAACAACGUUUACGAAACGCUCCAGAGAACACCGUCGAUCCUUACCGUAUGGCCUGUUAUAAAAUCAUUGGCCGCUGCGAUCUUGUACGCAGGAGACUAGAUGGUGUCGGUCAAGAUGUGGAAGAUUGGAUGUGGCUGCAAUUUGUUCUUGCUAGAGAAGACGAUCGCGUUGAAGAAAUCGCUGGAGAUGUGUUUGGUCUAGAAGACAUUCAGACAGAUAUCUCUGAAAUUGGCCAAAAAGUAUUUGCAAAAGGCCAAGACUCACCAGGGGGGUACGGAACGUUUUUCCUGCUGCAAAUCUUAGGUGGCAUGUUUGAACACGCCGUUUCCUACCUUGGUUCCCAUGCCCCAGUCAGCGCCGUACAUUUCGCCGUCGCACUUGACUAUUACGGGCUUUUGCGUGUCUCGGAUUUCUAUGCAGCAGGCGAAGAGAUUCUAUCCUUUACCACGCAGCAAUUCCCUCAGAUCAACUUUGCAUACCUAAUCACACAGUACACUCGUGAAUUUCGUACAGGAAAUGUUGAGGCAGCCAUUGACUAUUUUGCACUCAUCUGCCUAAAUGCAGAUCUUCCUGGAUCUCUUGGAAAGUCCCAAGCUUCUGUAUGCCACGAGGCUUUGCGAGAAUUCAUCUUGGAGACCCGCGAUUUCGCCAAGCUGCUCGGCGAUAUUCGUGCAGAUGGCGUGAGAAUCAAAGGAGCCAUUGAGCGGCGCCUGAGACUCAUCAAACUCGUAGACCAAGAAGAAUUCCUAAGGACUAUUACAGUGCAAGCCGCAGCCGUGGCAGAUGACAAAGGACUGGUUGCUGACGCCGUGCUUCUUUAUCACCUGGCUGAAGACUACGACCACGUUAUUGAAAUCAUCAACCGCGCACUAUCCAAUACUGUUGCGUUGGAUCUAGGUCAAUCGGUAUCGGAUUUCCAGCCUUUGAAACCCCGAGUAAGCCAAGGCGAAACUGCGGGUCAGGUUUCGGGCUCAUCAGAGCCUGGUAGCAGUCUCAGCCUGACUACAGUAGACGACCCUGUGGCUUUGGCGAAAAACAUGAUUAGCCUGUACAACAGCAACGCGCUUUAUUAUCAGAAAAUCCGCCAAAUCAACCGUGACGCAUGCGGCAUCUUGCUGCGAAUGAUGGAAGCAAAGACUUUAAUCGAAGCUGGAAAUUGGGCUCAGGCAUUAGAUGCAAUCCACGGACUGCAAAUCCUACCCUUGCGCGCCAAAGGCUCUGUCCCAUAUAUUCGCAACGCAACCCAGGCCUUCGCAUCUCUACCCAGCGUGAUUUCUCGCAACAUUGGCCAUUUAAUCAUCUGGAGUAUAACCUGUAUCGGCCGCGAGAGAGAGCGGCUUUACGCUGGUGCAUACGAGAACGCGAUCCGCGAAUCGCUAGCAGAAGACCUGCUGGUGAUGGCUAAAGACUUGAUGCUAUUUUCCGGCAUGAUUAGGUAUAAAUUACAGCCUCGGGUAUAUGAAACUCUGGCGCGCGCUGGUGCUGAAAUUGGGGCUUUUUGAUUGUAAUGUAUGUAUUAGAUUUAUGGUGAUGGGGGUUUGUGUGGAAGAAAAUAAUAUUUUUGGAAUAAAUGAUACAUUCUAGCAUGGGAAUAUGUAUAGAGCUCACCCCAUUGUUGGUGCUUUAAUUGGGAUAUAUUACGUAUUGGGAGGGAUAUGAAAGUAGGUAUCUUCUGCAUAAAAGAAUUCCUGGAUAUAUAUAUAUGGAUGGAAAUAGUUUCAUUGUUA
Molecule: messenger RNA, 3454 nt
Organism: Talaromyces proteolyticus
Lineage: Eukaryota; Fungi; Ascomycota; Eurotiomycetes; Eurotiales; Trichocomaceae
Product: Nup93/Nic96-domain-containing protein
Exons: 5
Coding region: 155-3229 (1024 amino acids)
Biological process (GO): poly(A)+ mRNA export from nucleus; protein import into nucleus
Cellular component (GO): nuclear pore
Molecular function (GO): structural constituent of nuclear pore
Source: RefSeq, a predicted model, not a curated record